AUGACACCGAAGCAGUCGACUAUUCUGGAGAACGGCGAAGGUCUCUUCAAUACUCAUGUGCAUCUGGAGGAUGUGCAGGAAGUGAUAGCGGAGCAGAUGAACACCGGGGCGAGACUCGGAUCGAACUCCAAGUACACAGUGAUCGGAGAUGGAAAUGUGAGUCUGCUUUCGUGUGCUAUAUCCUAUAUUAACUCAUUUUUCGUCUACAGGGAUUCAUGAGCCGUGUGAUCCUCGUGGAGCCGGAAUGGACAGUGUCUGACGAUCAUCUUCCGGACAAGUUCAUUCUAAAAAUCACUUCUUGCCUCCACGUGCACGCAUUGGUUGAUAAGAUGAAGGCGAGCAGUCCGGGAAACAUCACGGAAGAGCAGGAAGCUCAGCUUUGGGCUAUUUUGAGAACGAGGCCCAAUCUCUGCACAACCGCGAAGUGAAUCUCUAUAAGAUCACUGAAAAGUGGAAUCAGAAUGACGUGCUGUUGAGCCCGAAGAUCUACUUUUCGAAGCAAUUCUCGGCGGAUAACAAGACAAAAGGAUUUCUUGGAAUGGAGUUUGUGGAUAAUGUCACAAUCAGACAUUUGUACGCGAAUGCGAAGCCUCACGAGUUGCAUCCGGUCCUGAAAUCUCUCGCAACGCUUCAAGUGGAAGGGCUCCAUUUGAGUGACGAGGAGCGGCAGAGCAUCAGUGGAUUCGAUUUCAAACAGUUAGUGGGACAGAUGAUGGACGAGGAUGGAAUGAAGAGAAACUUCGAGCAGACGCGCAACAUCAGCAGGGAUAGACUGACCGAGAAAGCCGAUAAGUUGGAGGCCCUCGGAACGGAACUGGUCAACUUCGAAUUGGCAUGCAACCUGAAUAAGUAUGUGGGUAAGUGAUAGUCACUGGAGUCUUGUUGAUUGAGACGAUAAGAGAGGUUUUAUUUUAGGCAUCGAACGUGACGUCCUGGUGCAUGGAGACCUCUGGGCGGCGAACAUUUUGUGGAAGGAAGAGAACGAGGGACACUUCUCCGUCAGCAGGGUAAUUGAUUAUCAGCUCAUUCACAUGGGAAACCCGGCCGAAGACCUCGUCCGUCUCUUCCUUUCCUGCCUUUCCGGCUCCGAUCGUCAAGUGUACUGGGAGAAGCUCGUCGAACAAUUCUAUGAUUACUUCGUGGAUGCCCUCGCCGAUCAGAAAGCUCCUUACACUCUUGAGCAGGUGACAAGUGUCUAUCAAAAAUAGUCUGUAACCGUGCGUCUGUUUGUAGCUCAAAGAGUCUUAUCGACACUACUUUGUAACCGGAGGCCUGGUCAUGCUGCCGAUGUACGGCCCGAUUGCAGAGGUGAAAUCGUUUUAAUCGUUAUCAGCACGUGUUUUUAUCAUUUGUCAAUUUCAGGCAAAACUAGCCUAUUCGAACUCGGAAGACGUGGAAGAGUACAAGGAGAUUCUGACGGAGAAGGCCGAGCAUCUUCUGGAAGAUUUGGAGCGUUGGCAUUUGUACAGUAGAAAUACGACCAAAAAUUAUGAUCAAAAAAUGGCAGAGGCAGAGUGA
Caenorhabditis sp. 36 PRJEB53466 is the source of this 1518-nucleotide messenger RNA. Lineage: Eukaryota; Metazoa; Nematoda; Chromadorea; Rhabditida; Rhabditidae. The record is from the annotation of a GenBank genome assembly.